GCUAAGUGAUCUUUUACUCAGUCGUUCUUGCCUCCUGGAGCAAGAGACAAGAAAAAGGUGGGAGUCCUCAUCCUCGUCGUCAUCAUCAUCAUCCCUGCUCGGUUUGGGUUAAGUCCGAAUCCAACUUCAACCCAAACUUUGUGGUGGUGGUGGUACUUGAGAUCGUCAUUGCUGAAGGGACUCCCAUUUGGUGCCAGUGUGAAGUGCCACUCACUCCUCGUCGAAUUCGGGGACCUCGUGGCGCUAGAGGGCUCUUUGCCUAGCUUGGAAUGUGUUUCCUAGCCGCUCGCUUUUAGGCAGGAGGACUCUGUCAUCUGCUACAAGUACGCUCUGGCGUCCAAAAGACCUGUUCUGACGGACUCUUGACUGAGGGCGCUGUACGUGCCACUCGUAGACUUCAGGGCGAGAGAGGACCCAGGAUUCAGGAGACGUCCAUGCCGGAGCAGUCCGCCAACGCCGUUCAGGUCCACGGUACCAAUUCAGGUGGUUCAAUCAUAACAGAUCAAAUCAUGGCUGAGGCCAGAGGAAUCGCCAAAUUAGUGCAAAAACAAGCCGGAAGAGCCAAAGAAAAGCUUCUGCAAAACCUGGGCAAAGCGGACAAGACCACUGAUGAUAUCUUUGAAGAACAUCUCCAGAACUUCAAUCUCCAGCAAGCCCAUGCCAAUCGUCUCCAUAAGGACAUUAGCAACUACAUAAGAUGUAUCAAAGCCAUGCAAAAUGCCAACAAGAAUCUCAUGGAGACCUUGGCUGAGGUGUACGAAUCUCAAUGGACCGGUCACGACCUUCUGUAUGUGCAAAGUCAGAACCAGGAGAUGUUGUGGGCGGAUUUGGCCCAUAAACUGAGUGACCAGGUGCUGAUCCCAUUGAACACCUACCAGGGACAGUUUCCGGAGAUGAGGAAGAAGAUUGACAAGCGAGGACGGAAAUUAAUCGAUUACGACAAGGAACGACACGUGAUUCAGUCCAUGCAGAACAGUGCGGGCAGAAAUGAGGGAAAAUUCGCGAGAGCAAAGGAACAGAUGGAACUAGCCAAACGGACUUACGAGAUCUUGAAUUCGGAACUGCACGAUGAACUGCCCGCACUUUACGACUCCAGAGCGUUAUUCCUAGUGACCAACAUGCAAACGUUAUUCGCAGCCGAGGAAGUGUUCCAUACGGAGACAUCCAAAGUGUUCAGUGAAUUGGAAGCCAUCAUCGACAAACUCGCCAAGGAGGUGCAAAGAGGCACGUUGCCCCGGAAGGUUCUGCCCAAGCCUUUGCCCCUCGCCUCACCCACCUCAUUCAACUCAAGCCCGACCUCGAACAGUCUCUCAUCGCCUCCGAAAGCCAUCAACGGAAAUUCGUCCUCCUUGUCUUCUUCAUCUAAACGCGUGGGUUCGAGCACUUUCCAUCAGCAAGAAUAUGAAAAAGUCGAGAACGCUUCCAAUGGAGGAGGUGGAGGAGGGGCUGCAGGAAGCUCCAACAACAAUAGGUACUCCAAUCAAGACACCUAUGACAUCCCAGUGGGAGCUUCCACGGACAAUCUGCCCUCGGGAGUGCUGUACAAGGUGAAGGCUAGUUACAAAUACCAAGCUGAGGAUGGAGAUGAGCUCAAUUUUGAUGUGGGAGAAGUCAUACAAGUGAUCCCAUACGAGGACCCGGAGGAACAGCAGGAGGAGGGUUGGCUGACUGGCAUCAAGGAGAGCACAGGCGAAAAGGGUAUGUUCCCGGCCAAUUUCACGCGGCCCAUUUAAAGGCCAAAUCUUAAUCUCGGAGGAAGAAACUCAAGAGCUGAUUAGUUUGACCGUCAUGUUACCACCAACACCACAUCCAUCCUCAUCAUCAUCAUUAAAUCCCUUUCCACUCCCAAUCCCAUGUUGCCCUAUAUCCAUUCAAGCUAUGAACAAGAAACCUUUUGUACAUACUGAGGAGGAAGAGGAGAGUGUCAAGGUUGAAUUUCGAUCUGACUCCUGGAUUCGUCCCGCCUUGCCCCGCCCAUUUGUUCAAGCUCUUAACUUUCAAGAAAUCAAAACCAGCCUUUCCAUCGAUCAACCAAUCAAAUGUGCCAAGAACAAAUCGACCAGUCAUGUCGUGGAAUGGGUUUUGAGAGAUCUCGAAGAUCUCUUUCCCAGGAAUGUAGCAAUGACGCGAUUAUUUGUCGUCAAUCAUGCCAAUCUAAGUCAUUCAUAAUUUAUUAACCUUGCUGAUGUCCGUUCGUGAUGAAAUAAGAACAGAGAACAACCAACA
This is a messenger RNA of Tigriopus californicus, 2226 nucleotides long. RefSeq names its product myc box-dependent-interacting protein 1-like (gene Amph). Gene Ontology annotation, cellular component: cytoplasm; plasma membrane. Bases 435 to 1733 code for a protein of 432 amino acids. The transcript has 8 exons. Gene Ontology annotation, molecular function: protein binding; phospholipid binding. The record is from RefSeq and is a predicted model, not a curated record. Lineage: Eukaryota; Metazoa; Arthropoda; Copepoda; Harpacticoida; Harpacticidae.